CCAUUCGAUCACUCUCCACGUCGUUAAUCCGCGUGAAUACCCAUUUCAACGGCUGAGAUCCCCGUUGCGGAAGCUACCGGUAGAGAGAGCAAACAAGCUUCCCCCUCCCUCUCUUCCAAAUUUCUGAUUUUUUUCCCGAGAAAAAAAAAGAGGGAAGCUUUUUCAUUCGAUUUUUCUUUUUUCUAAAUAUGAAGUUGUUGGAAGAGCAGAGAGAAUUCGAGGAUGAAAACGAAAUUAAGACUGUGGAGGAAGAAGAGGCUGUGCGUGAAGAUGAAAGUGAAGUAGACGGCGGCGAAGAGGAGGAAGAAGACGAUGAUGACGACGGCGAAUAUGAAGAAGACGACGAAGACGAAGGAGAGAAUGAUGAAGAUGAUGAAGUGCAGGGUUAUUCAAUCUUCCGGCGGUCCUCCGGUGCAAUCAGUUGAUGACGACGAGGACGAGAACGAUGAGGACGAAGACGAAGAUGGUGAAGGCGGCGGAGACGACGACGGUGAGGACGACGCUGAUGAAGAAGAGGAAGAGGAAGUAAACGUAGGUGCUGGCAAGAUUGAAGCUCCACCGAAGAGGAAGAGAUCGAACAGAGAUGAUUCCGAUGUCGAUGGUGAUGACAGCGGAGAGGAUGAUGAUAAUGAGAGGCCGUCCAAGCGAUAGGGCUGAUGAAAGGACCAGUGAGGGC
Molecule: messenger RNA, 676 nt
Organism: Hibiscus syriacus
Lineage: Eukaryota; Viridiplantae; Streptophyta; Magnoliopsida; Malvales; Malvaceae
Product: trigger factor-like
Exons: 2
Coding region: 313-651 (112 amino acids)
Source: RefSeq, a predicted model, not a curated record